Molecule: messenger RNA, 711 nt
Organism: Aspergillus alliaceus
Lineage: Eukaryota; Fungi; Ascomycota; Eurotiomycetes; Eurotiales; Aspergillaceae
Exons: 2
Coding region: 1-711 (236 amino acids)
Source: RefSeq, a predicted model, not a curated record
AUGUGCAACUAUGGCUCCGAUGCGCCGGACCUUCAAAAGCCUCGCGAGAUCGAAGACCCAACUGUGAUCAGCACCGACGCCGUGACGACGCUAGAGUUGAGCCGGGAAUGCAGGGCCCAUCUGAUGACUUUCGAGCAAUCAAGGACACUCCAGACGAUUUCCACCGUCCUCUGUGCUUGGGACCCCUAUCUUAUGCAUGUAGUCUUGGUCAUUGCCGCGAUGCAUCGCCGCUACCGAGGCACACCGGCUUCGAACCACCCUAGCACAUUUGAAAGUUACCAUGUCUCCCGAUGUGCGGCAUUACUCAGUUCGAAGGAGUCGCGGUCUCUACAAGUGGAAGAUCGUGAUAUAUUUUGGAUGACGUCGACCUUUCUGGAUAUCAUCGCAGCAGGCAGUGUCCCUGCGAUAACCCCCGGAGAAGUCUGGCCACUCAAGCCGUCGGACUCGUUGGACUUGGAAUGGUUGCGUAUGGCCGAAGGCAAAAUGGAGGUCUGCAGACUCGCUGAUCAUCUGCGCCCAGACAGUCGCUUCUGGGACAUGACCGAAGAGUAUGUGCAGAUAUAUGAUGCCCUGUUAUAUACAGAUAUCGGCAGAGUACCGCCAGCGCUUGCGCGACUAUGCUAUUUAACCCCGUCCUCCCCCCUCCAACAUAACAACCCAUACUUUACCGCUGUAUACGCUUGCCCCAGUACUAGAUCAGCGUUCUGGUAA